AUGAAUAAAUCUUGUGUUGCAGGUCAGUUAACUUCUGUCCAGGUUCAGGCCUACAUCAGUAAAUCAGUCUUCAUCACGUGUAAAUUUCCAGAAGAAUUCAAAGGAAACAAGAAAUUCAUCCAAACACAUUCAUCGCAGAAGAUCUCUGUUGAUGGACAGAAUCAGUGGGUUCUUCAUGAUAAAGUGCACAUGUGUGAUGAUACCAGUGAAGGGGUUUUGAAGGUUUUUAUCAGUAAUUUAACAGCAGCUGAUGAAGGAGCAUACAGAUGUGGAGUGAAUAUCACUGAUGAUCAUCUGUUCACUGAGAUCACACUGAAGAUCAGUCAAGUUGAUCACUUUAAUGCAUCAAGUAAGUCAGCUCUUAUUGGUGAAAGUGUGAACCUCAGCUGUAAUUACCCUGAGAAACACCUGACCAUCAAACACAUCUGCAAAGAGAACAAGGAGAAGAUCUGUGAGAACAUCAGUUCAUCAGAGAUGAACCGCUUUGAGUUUUCUGAAAGUGCAGCAGGAGUUUAUACAGUGAGCAUCAGUAAUGUGAGCAUGAGAGAUGCAGGAGUUUACUGGUGUGGAGAAGAAACCAGAGACACACAUCUGACUUCUGUUACUCUCACCAAUAAACACCAGCUGACUUUAUCCAACAAAACUGAGCUGAUCUUAUCCAGUAAACCUCCGCUGACUUCAUCCAAGCCUCCAGUGGUCAAACGUGAAGGAGAUUCAGUCCAGAUCAAAUGCUCUUAUGAUGAAAACUAUUCAGCAGAAGUAAAGUAUCUGUGCAAAGGAAAGUGUUUGACUCCAGAUGAUCUGAAGAUCAAUCAAUCAGACGAAGAUCAUGAUAAAAACCCGAAGAUUUCAGUAAAGGAUGACACUGAACUCAAUCUCUUCACUGUGAACAUGACUGAGCUGAGAGCAGAGGAUGCUGGGAAAUACUGGUGUGCAGUGAAAGACACGUUUAACCUUUCCACUGAGCUCAUGAUCGUCAUGAAGAAAAUCAUCACUCAUGUUGUGUCUGUCGGAGGAUCAGUGUCCAUCAGAUGUAAAUACUUCAGGAAUCAAACACAGAGGUUUUUCUGCAAAGAAGAUCAGCCCAAUAUCUGCAUCAGAGACGGAGUUCGUGUUUCAUCAAAUAAGAGUGUAAACAGCAGAUUUCAUCUAACUGAAGAAACCUCUGCUGGAGUCUUUACUGUGAACAUCAGCGAUCUGAGAGCAGAGGAUUCUGGGAAAUACUGGUGUGCAGAGGAGAGUUCUGGGUCCUUCAUCUUCACUGAAGUUCAGCUACAUGUGACCAGAGAAAUGACGACAGCUGACACCAAAAGAAAAACAUCCCAGAAUAAAGAAAAGCCUGGUGAGUCUGCUUCUCAGCUGGAGUUGGAGAUGAUAUUUACAAAACGACCUCACCUGAAACCAAAAACACAGCAGUCCAGGAAACAGAAAGAGCUGGUAAGAGCCAGCAACUCUUUUUCACGCUAUGAUGUAAAGCUCUUAUGUUCUUGA
Messenger RNA from Carassius carassius (crucian carp), 1491 nucleotides. Its product is annotated as polymeric immunoglobulin receptor-like. The coding region runs from base 1 to 1491 and encodes 496 amino acids. NCBI's taxonomy places the organism in Eukaryota, Metazoa, Chordata, Actinopteri, Cypriniformes, Cyprinidae. The transcript is spliced from 6 exons. The record is from RefSeq and is a predicted model, not a curated record.